CAGAAUUCUCAUCGAGGGUCAGGACCACAGGCGGAAAGACAGAGGCAACCAGGAGGUGCAUCUCUUGCUGCAAGUCGAAACGGACAGAGCUCCAGCCUCAGAAAGAAGCCUCCAGUUCAAAAAAGAUGCCAAGAGGCAGAAGGACGAUACAACUCAUGAACCUUCCCUGGGGGAUGAAGAACCCAGCCUCAUCGAUGGCGACGGUGACACUGUUGAUCCUUGCCUUUCUCUGCAAAGGUCUGCGGAGUCAGUUCCCGGGAUAUGAUCUUAAAGCGCUAAAGGCUGUCACUGUGCAGAGAGGUCUCUGCAUUCACAUUCCCUGCAACUUCACUUAUCCCACUUCUGAGGAUCUGCAUCCUGGGGAAUUAUACGUCUACUGGAUUAAGAAAGAUGGUGCUUCGUCCUAUAUUGGCUAUACCCGGAAUUACUUUGCUGGUAUUGUUGCCAGUAAUGACAAGGAUCAAAGCAUUGUCUCAUUUGCUGGGAAUCGUUUCCAGUUGACUGGAAAUCCAUCAGAAGGUGACUGUUCCUUUAGCAUCAAUGACGUUAAGUUUGAGGAUGAGGGACAGUACUAUUUUCGAUUUGAGAAAGGAACCUUAAAAUUCAGCUAUUCUUAUAUUUUAACUCGUGUUUCUGUGACAGAGCUGGCAGAGAAGCCAAAGAUCCUGAACUUAUCAGAGGUGGUUUUGGGGAAGAGCACCACCCUCAUCUGCCAGGCGCCAGGGACCUGCCCAUGGAAAGAAUCAUGGACCCGGCCUCAGAUCUCAUGGAGUAAUUUGCCAGGAGCAGCAACUGCACAGAACCAUCAGCACAGCAAUGGGAGCUGGACCUUUGCUUCUGGCUUCACCUUCACACCAUCUCUGCAGGAUCAAGGCAGAGCCCUCACUUGCAGUGUCAGAUACCCUGCAGUUGGGAGAACAGUUGCAAAUACAAUCUCUCUUGAAGUGCUCUACCCACCUCAGGUCAUCAGAAUCACAAGGCCUGGACACCCUGAUUUCUCCGCACAGAAAGAAGAGCUGGUGGUCCGAGAAGGUGACACCGUCAGCUUGCUUUGUGAAGCUCAGGGCAAACCUAUUCCCUCUGUGACAUGGAUGAAGAAGAACAAGACCCUAAACAACCAUAUGCAGGGCAGUAAAGAAACUCUUCAACUGUCCAGCAUUAAAUCAGAGGAUGCUGGGAUGUAUGAAUGUCAGGCAGAGAAUCUACACGGCUCAAUCAGGAAGAAUAUUUCAGUGAUUGUGCAAUAUCGCCCAAAGACAAUGACGUUCAAUGUCACCCAUGCACACAGGAGGGACCCAGCACUAGCUCGAGGUUGCCCCAGGGAAGUAGCCAGUGGCUCCCAGUUGACGGUUCAGGAAGGCAACUUAUUGCGGCUGCUCUGCAAGGCCGAUAGCAACCCUGCAGCCACUACGAGCUGGUUCAAGGAAGGCAGGGCCUUGGAGAAGCUGCCAGAUGACUGGUUGGAGCUGGUCAAUGUGAAAGCAGAGGAUCAGGGUGACUACAGGUGCCAGGCUCAGAACGCCAUAGCUUCUGCUGAGGGAUUCCUCCACCUCCUUGUGGAAUAUGCCCCCAAGCUCAGCAAAAAACCCCAGAAAAACACUACCUGUUGGCGUAAGGACAAUGACAUCCUCUGCAACUGUUCCCUGCACUCCAAGCCUCCACCUCAGAUCCAUUGGCAACUGGACGGGAAGACUGUAACUGAAAACACGAGCACGGCAGACCUGAAAGUCUCUUCCUCAGUCCAGAAGAAUGAGGUCACCAGCUCCCUAAUUUGGACAGGUGGCCCGGAUGGUGACCUCAGCAUCAUCUGUCUUGGGAACAAUUCUCUGGGAGUCUACACCAUGCAAUUCCUCCUUCAUUCCUUGAAAACAGGCGCAGGAAGCCAUUCAGCAGUGCUCCUCUCUGGGCUGUGUGGGGCUUUGCUGGCAGCGGUUGUCUUCCUGCUCUGCCUGGGCCUGAUCAAGUUUUAUAAGAAGAGGAAAGCAACUCCGAAAGCAGCCAUCCCAGAGGCUAUGGAUUCUGCUAAUUAUGUAAACUCUGCUAAUUAUGUAAACUCUGCCAAUGGAGGGCAGCAGAGAGCCAACAACUCCAGCCUGAUCUAUAGCAACAUUUUACCUCAGGGUCAAAGAUCACCCCAUGUUGGCCCGCCAAAAGCAGCUGGAGAGAGGACCCCAAAACCCAGGCAGAUCCCCAGACCUCCCAGUCCGAGCGCCGAGGAACCAGAUGAGGUUCACUAUACAACCGUGGCGUUCAAAAGCAAGGGACCUCCACCUCAAGUGGAGGAGUCUGUGGAAUAUUCAGAAAUUAGACGGGAAUAAAAACAACAACCUUGUUUCCCAAUAGGAGAACAAUCCCACCAUGAUGGAAAGGGGUUAUUUGACUGACAAGAGGAGCUGGGUGUGAAAGUGAGCUGGACUUCAAGAAUAAGCAAACUGGAUUUAGUGUCCACCAUGUAAAUUGACUGGACAGGAGAAGCAUUAGAUAUGCCGGAUAUGGAAAGGGUCUUCCAUUUUAGUAACUCUGGUGUUUUCGACUUGUUUCUUUGUUUUUUACACAAGGAAGGAGGAACCAGAAGAAGGCAAUGGCAGUGGACAUAGUUAACCAACUUACUCUGAACGAGGUAGCUGUCAACUACCUGCCUUUUUGUCUGUGAACAUCUUCCCUCCCCAAAGUGAUUGGCUGGACUGUUGUGAUGUCACGGAAUGUUCCCUGCUCAGUAGGAAAAAACAGCACAUCAUCUUCUAAAGCAGCCUUCAGCCACCUGGUACCCUCUAGAUGUUUUAAACUGCAGCUUCCAUCAUCUGCCAGGAUACAUGGCCAAUGGUCAAGGAUGUUGGGACUUGUAGUCCAAAACAUCUAGAGCGCAGCAAGUUGGGUAAAGUUGUUCUAAAGGUUUUGUUUGAAAAGAUUAUUGGGGGGGGAGCCUAUGUUGUACAGCUCUAUUUUUUAAAAAGUAUUUCCAGUACAUCUCACUAACUCUUUUUUGCUCUGUGGCUCUUAUUUAUUUAUUUGACGUGCUUGUAUCCUGCCUUAAUAAGGAGAAAUAAUUAACAUGCUUUGUGCUUCUGUACAACAGCUGCCCUUUUUCUAUUUAGGAUGGUCAUCUCAAUAGCCCUUUCCAUACCCCCAAAAGCAUUUUGCAGAUUUCUUCCCGCGUAGCCAUGGAACAUUAGGUAAAUAGGAAACUGCCACACAAAGCACUGCUGAAUUUAUUUUGAAAGCCCCGAGUCUGCCACUGGUUGCUUUCUCUCACGCACUUGCCUAAGGCUCAGUUUCUUUUGCUGGAGGGACAGAAUGCUUCUGGUAGAUUCUGGAAUAUGUAUUUCCCCCCUUGUAGAGCUCAAGGUUCAUUUGCUGGUAUUCAAUAAUU
Podarcis muralis (Common wall lizard) is the source of this 3370-nucleotide messenger RNA. Lineage: Eukaryota; Metazoa; Chordata; Lepidosauria; Squamata; Lacertidae. The record is from RefSeq and is a predicted model, not a curated record.